Molecule: messenger RNA, 969 nt
Organism: Podospora bellae-mahoneyi
Lineage: Eukaryota; Fungi; Ascomycota; Sordariomycetes; Sordariales; Podosporaceae
Exons: 1
Coding region: 1-969 (322 amino acids)
Source: RefSeq, a predicted model, not a curated record
AUGAGGACCUCCUCGCGCUGGUCCCUCCUCAGGGCUAUCCUCCUGCUCGUAGCUCUGUUCAUCACUCUCUCAGUUGCGCAGACCGAGUCUGCCGAGCCAGCACCAUCAACAGAGCCCGCUGCCGAGCCCAGCACGGAAGCACCCUCGCCAUCAGCAACACCCAGCUCUCAGACUGCCUCCCCAUCCACUGCUUCGAGCGGAGGCGGCGGCAGCGGGACACCCACCACCACCACCCCUCGACCCUCGGGAAGCAAUCCCCCUGACGUCUAUCUCCGCGUUCCUGAGCUCUCAGUCGGCCGCAUCGAGCUCGACGUGGAUGACCUCAAAGCGGAUGUCAACCUCAACGCCGAAAUUGCCAACCUCGUCUCCAUCAACGUCGGUGUGGCGGUUGGCAUCCAAAAGGUCAACAUCACCAUUUCUGACGUAGAAGCCGAGCUUGAGCUUGUUAUUCGUUUGGGACAUUUGGUCGAAAUCGUCAACCGAACCCUCUCAUCUCUUGACCUCAACCCACUGCUGAUCAACCUGCUGAACAACGUUUCUGACAUUGUUGACUCUGUUGUUGGCGCCGUGGAUGGCUUGCUGGGUACUAUCACGCAGGGCGGCAGCACGUUGAGGUUUUUGAUUGACAACCUGGGGAAUAUUGUGCAGGAGGUUGCUGGGGAGGGAACAGAUAUCGUCAGCAGCAUUGUUGGAAAUUAUCAGAAGAACAUGACGUUUACUGGUGUGGCUAAGGAGCUAGGGAACGGGCUGACACAAAGGACGUACCGGUAUGAUGCGCUGGGGAGCUUGGUGAAUAUCAUCUUUAAUACCAUGGGACAAGUCGUGCAGGCUGUCGUGGUCGGGAAGGAUAAUAGCGGUGGCGGCGGCGGAGGAGGCGGCUCAACGACGACAGCUCCUGCCAGCUCCGCACCUGCCACAAGCGUGGCUCCGGCUCCAACGACAAGUGCGCCGGCGGAAGAGGGCGAGUAG